AUGAGUUCAAAUUCAUCUCCAGAGGAUAUUUCAAGUCCUAUUAAUGAUGAAGAAAUUUAUCUUCCAAAUGAUUUUAAAUAUUAUCAAAAUAAUCUUGAUAAAUCUCAAUUUAAUUUAACUUUGAUCAAUUCAUCAAUUUUCUUAAUUAAAUUGUUAUAUAAGGAUCAUGAUGUUACUAUUAAUUCAUCAAAUUUAAGAUUCUUUAUUAUUGAAAUUUUGAAAAGAUCAAAAACUUCAAUCUCAAAUUUACAGAUUUGUUGUUUUUACCUUUUAAAAUUGAUUAAAAGUCAUAAUGAUGAUAUUAUAAAGGAUCCAAAAAAGUUAUUCUUGGGCCUCAUUAUUUUAUCUUCUAAAUUUAGUCAAGAUUGUACUUAUUCAUUUAAGACAUGGAUUAAAUUAUUAAAUAUGAAACCUGAUGAUUUAAAGGAUUUGAAGUCCUUGGAAAUUAACUUAUUAAACCAAUUGGAUUAUAAUUUAUACGUUAAUGAAAAUCAAUAUGAAAAUUGGUGUAAUAUCUUAUUAAUUUUUGGUUAUGAUUUCAUUAAGAUUCAAAAGAUCAUUAACUUAAAAUCCGAAAUCCAAUGGGAAAAUAAGGAUAGUGAAAUUAAUAACAAAUUAUCCAAAUGGUUUUCAUUCUUUAAGAAUUUAAAGGUGUCAAAUUUAAAUGAUAGUCAUAUUAAGAUUAAGUUUACUAACUAUUACUUGAAUCAAUUAAAUAAGAAAAUCUUCAUUGUUCAUUCAUUAUUUGAAAAGAGACAUUAUCACGAAGAUUUAAAUGAAAAGGUUAAAGUUUCAUGUAAGUAA
Molecule: messenger RNA, 804 nt
Organism: Yamadazyma jaroonii
Lineage: Eukaryota; Fungi; Ascomycota; Pichiomycetes; Serinales; Debaryomycetaceae
Source: the annotation of a GenBank genome assembly